UGUGGCACGCGCGCGAGGAGCACUCAUCAUCAUCAUCAUCAGUGAGGAGGAAGACACCGGAUCAAGUUAGCAGGGAGGAAGACUCUUCUACUGAACCCUUUAUUUGUGCUCGAGUUCCGCGUUUAAUCAUGGAUGCGUCGCUCUUCCAGUUCUUCAUUGAGGAAUUCGGCGACUCCAACUGCACUCUUGUGGACGCGUUUCAGCACACUUUAUACGGGAACGCGUCUUUCGCGUCGAUGAGUGUCGAUGGCAUCUAUUGUAACUCCACCACGGAUGAGAUCGGAACUUGCUGGCCGAGAAGCAACUCUGGGCGGAUCAUCGAGCGGCCGUGCCCGGAGUUCAUCAACGGCGUCAAGUACAACACCACCAGAAUUGCUUACAGAGAGUGCUUGGACAAUGGUACAUGGGCACUGAAAAGUAACUACUCCAACUGUGAGCCCAUUUUGGAGGAAAAGAGGAAGUACCCCAUGCACUACAAGAUAGCCCUCAUCAUAAACUACUUCGGUCACUGUAUAUCUGUUGGCGCUCUCGUCAUUGCCUUCGUUCUCUUUCUGUGCUUGAGGAGCAUCCGAUGUCUUCGCAACAUAAUCCACUGGAACUUAAUUACGACCUUCAUUCUGAGGAAUGUAAUGUGGUUUUUGCUUCAACUGAUUGACCAACACAUUUAUGAGACCAAUGAGCCCUGGUGCCGUCUUAUAACAACGAUCUAUAAUUACUUUGUGGUGACCAAUUUCUUCUGGAUGUUUGUGGAGGGCUGCUAUCUUCACACGGCGAUUGUGAUGACAUAUUCCACAGACAAGCUUCGGAAAUGGGUCUUCCUCUUCAUCGGAUGGUGUAUACCAUGUCCGAUAAUUAUAGUGUGGGCCAUUGGAAAACUUUACAACGAAAAUGAACAAUGCUGGUUCGGGAAGGAGCCUGGGAAGUACAUCGACUACAUUUAUCAGGGGCCCGUGAUUCUAGUUCUUCUAAUCAACUUUGUGUUCCUUUUCAACAUUGUGCGCAUUUUAAUGACGAAGCUGAGGGCCUCGACCACAUCUGAAACUAUACAGUACAGGAAAGCUGUGAAAGCAACUCUAGUGCUUCUGCCUUUACUCGGGAUCACAUACAUGCUGUUCUUUGUGAACCCAGGGGAGGAUGACAUAUCUCAAAUUGUAUUUAUCUAUUUCAACUCAUUUCUUCAGUCCUUUCAGGGAUUCUUUGUGUCGGUAUUUUACUGCUUUCUUAAUGGGGAGGUACGUUCUGCAGCCAGAAAGCGUUGGCAUCGAUGGCAAGACCAUCACGCACUGCGAGUCAGAGUGGCGAGGGCCAUGUCCAUCCCCACCUCACCCACCCGCAUCAGCUUUCAUAGCAUCAAGCAGACCACAGCCGUCUGA
This is a messenger RNA of Rhinichthys klamathensis goyatoka, 1373 nucleotides long. It is a transcript of the gene crhr2, whose product is annotated as corticotropin-releasing factor receptor 2. The record is from RefSeq and is a predicted model, not a curated record. The transcript has 12 exons. The coding region runs from base 129 to 1373 and encodes 414 amino acids. Gene Ontology annotation, biological process: cell surface receptor signaling pathway; long-term synaptic potentiation; adenylate cyclase-modulating G protein-coupled receptor signaling pathway. Gene Ontology annotation, molecular function: peptide hormone binding; G protein-coupled peptide receptor activity; corticotrophin-releasing factor receptor activity. Gene Ontology annotation, cellular component: plasma membrane; axon terminus; dendrite. Lineage: Eukaryota; Metazoa; Chordata; Actinopteri; Cypriniformes; Leuciscidae.